Molecule: messenger RNA, 13884 nt
Organism: Gigantopelta aegis
Lineage: Eukaryota; Metazoa; Mollusca; Gastropoda; Neomphalida; Peltospiridae
Exons: 24
Coding region: 22-9321 (3099 amino acids)
Molecular function (GO): calcium ion binding; protein binding
Source: RefSeq, a predicted model, not a curated record
ACCACCAAAUAUUAUCUUCCAAUGGACCACAUAUCGGGCCGCGAUCUCGGAAAUCCUUCUGGUUUGGAUUCGCGUGUUUUUGGAAAUCCUCAGCUGGUGAACGGAGUUUUCCGACACGCACUGAAGCUAGACGGACGGACGCAGUACGCUCGAGUGACCGGACCUGGCCACAAAAAAGAAUGCUUCGGCAACCUCGAUCACUGCACACAAGGAUACUACCUGGGGAUGUGGCUGAAGUUCGAAGGAGCUGGGAACAGACGCGGGGUGUACUUGUCUAAUGGCGGCCACAGAACCGACUCUCACGGAAUCGCCAUGUUCUACUCGAAGGGAAGACUGGAAUACGUCUUCAAGAAACCAGACGGGUCGGAGUGGAAGGUCAACUUCAACGAUCUGCUGGAAGGAAGGUGGUAUCACGUGGCGGUCACGUGGAACGAGAAGAUCGGCUUGAUGCUGUACGUGAACGGUGAGCUGGUCAACCACGACUCGUCCAUAACCAGGCGGCCAGCAGUCAAUAAGCAGUCGCCUUACAGGGACUUCGUGCUGGGACGAGCCAAUGACAGGACGGGUACCGAACGGCUUGGGAAUCUCGUGGUUGACGAGUUCCAUUUUGCGUCUAUGUACAAGACGUCAAAGGAAAUAAAAGAAAGCGGUGCAUUCUACCGAUUCUACUUCAACAUGGACAAAGUCCAGAACGACCGACUCGUCUCCGCCAACAAGGACGCCGCCGUCUACGGCAACGCCGACGUCGUCCCCGGCAAGGUGAACAACGCCCUCAGACUCGGCUACCACGGCGGCAGCGACUACGUCAGCCUCGGCAACGUGGAUGACACCUGCCUCGGCGACCUGUCCUUCUGCAAGUACGGAUUCUACCUCUCGUUCUGGGUGUCCUUCCAGAGACUCGAUCCCGACACCCGCUACCUCUUCAGCUCCCCUAAAGGCAUCAACGUCUUCUCCGUCGACAACCGCCUGCACGCCACCGCGUCCAUGAUGGACCGCUACUGGGACACCUACUUCGUGGGGCUCCGGACCCGGGCGUGGUACUUCGUCGAAGUGUCGUGGCGUCGCGACAAGGGCCUGGCUCUGUAUGUGAAUGGAGACUUAGUUUCGCAGAAGACGACUGAUUCCCACAAGACCAGUAAAGCGACCAAGGAUAAGAAUUUCUAUAUUGGAAGGGCUAACGAGCCGGAGUCGUGGCAGAAGACCGCCGUGGCUGACGUUGAUGAUGUGGAGAUAUUUUAUGCUGAUAUGGAUUCCUUGCUCAAUGUGGAUUUCAUUCAGAGAGGACGUCCCAAGAUGCAUCUGUUCGACAUGGACAGCAAGGACGGAAGUCGUCUGCUGCACGGUUCCGUGUUCGUAACUCUGCACGGAAAACCCCGACUGGUGAGGGGCAAACUCGGACGAGCCUUAAUGCUCAACGGCCGGAACCAGUACGUCGACUUUGGCGACCACGUGACCGACUGCUUUGGUAACCUUGACAACUGCAAACAUGGCGCCACCGCCGCCUUUUGGAUGCGACCGGACCACCUGACGAAAGACUCGUACUUCCUGUGGACUGGGGACAACGGGCUGGCGAUGUGGUACCGAGGGAAGCGGGUUCACGUAUCGGCGAAAACCAGCACCAAACAGUGGGAGCUGUCCACGGACAAACUGAGACCCGACCAGUGGCAGCUGGCCGAAGUCACGUGGUCGGAAAACAACGGGCUGCGAUUGGUCGUCGAUAACGAGGUCGUGGCAGAAGACUUGGAGUCGAGACAGAGGACCGGGGCAGCCCAGAGCGACGAUGGGAGGGUAUAUUUAGGGAAGGGGAACGUGGCGAACGGGAAGUACGGUGCUGCCACCUUUGACGAGAUGGAGUACUGGUUUUCUGACAGGGAUUACCUGAACGCUUGGGGAUACAUCCAACGAGGACGCCCCACCCACUAUAUAAUCGACAUGGAGGAGAUUCAAGGCGUUCGAUUGGUCCAUGAGACGCUGCCCAUCCGAGUCGUCGGUGACGCUAAACUGAUUCCGGGCAAGAUCGGAAAUGCCCUUCAACUGACCGGCGCUGACCAGUACCUGGACAUUGGAGACCACUCGGACGAGUGUAUGGGGAACCUGGAGAAAUGUCUGCAGGGCAUCACCAUCUCUGCAUGGAUGCGCUUCAAACGUUUCACCAACAACAUGGUGUUCAUGUCGACCGGCACCCACGGCAUCGUCAUGAUGUACCGCAACGGCUACAUCCACGUCAGCGCCAACGGCAAGACGGAGGUGACGAUCCAGCCACUGGAGCCGAAUCGCUGGUACUACGUGGAGAUUUCCUGGCACCCCGUCUACGGCCUCAGCCUCUACGUGGACGGUGUCCUCGUCGCCAACUCCAGAAACACGCUCGGUUCUGACGUCAACCGCGACGACAGCCGUAUGGGAAGCUUCUACCUCGGCAGACCGAACACGGGAGAUGUGCGCGGAGGAAGGUUCGUGCACGGAAACUUUGAUGUGGACGACAUGGAGAUUUGGUACGCUAGAAGAGCCAGUCUGAUUGCCAUGGAUUAUAUUAAACCUGGAAACAUGAUCGGUUACGAGUCCUUCUUCUUGGACUUUGCACACGGCACCACAGUCCUUCACCCUUACUUUACCGUGACCCUUAUGAACGGCGCUACGCUUGUAACAGGUAAAUACGGUCUCGCCGCCGACAUCAACAGGGGCGGCUACGUCGACCUCGACAACCACGAGACUCGUUGCAUGGGCAACCUCGAGCUGUGCCGACACGGCAUGACCUUCACCUUGCUGCUGAAGCCGCGCGCGCUGAAGGACGGGGACUACUUCCUGUCUGGACCUUCCUACAGUCUGUACUAUAAUGACGGACGUCUGGUUUGCACGUUCGUCGGAUUGGGAAGACGGUGGACGGUGUCGUCUGAGAAGUUCCACGUGGGACGCUGGCAGAGGGUUACCGUGUCCUGGCAUCCAGUCAAAGGACUGAAGAUGUUCAUUGAUGACCAGCUCGUGGGUACCAGUGCUGGUGACGUGUUUCUCCAAGGAGACGAGCCCAAAGGAGGUCACGUGUUUGUAGGCAAGGCGAUGGACAGAGGGUCCACGGCCAGCGUGCUGGUGGAUGAGAUACAGUACUGGUAUGACGACAUUGACCAGCUGAGAGCUACAAAACAGUAUGGAGUCACUCCUCGUCACUGGACUCUGAACUGGGACCACUACAACGGCCAGUACCUCGUCAUCGACGGCCGCCAUAUCCAGACGUACGGGUCUGUGAUUCUGGUCCAGGGGACUCACGGUCGAGCCGUCUACCUUAACGGACGCGAACAGUACAUCGAUCUCGGCCAGAACUUCACGUGUCGCGGUAACCUUGACAACUGCCAGUACGGGGCGACCGUCCGCUUCUCCGUCAAACCGUCCGACCUCCAGAGCGGGAUGUACUUCGUGGACAGCUUCCCAGUCAAAGUCUACUACGAAGAUGGCCGCCUUCACGCCGUGAUGCAGACGGCGGACAGGAAGUGGGAAGUUAGCUCCCUUGAGUUCGACCGUAACAAGUGGCAGGUGGUGGAGGUGUCCUGGCACCCGACGUACGGACUGACGCUCUAUCUGAACGGGGAGAGGGUCGGCUACCAGACUGUGCCCACGUACCGGACCCCCGUGCAGAAUACGGACUGGAGGACGUAUUUCGGGCGACCGCUGGAGGUGGGAUCGGAUACGCGGUAUGUCAACUCCAUCGUGGAGGAUAUCGGGUGGUGGAAUACGAGAUGGGAACACGUUCCCAAGAUUGACUAUCCUGAUCCGGUGGGACCAGUCUACCCGCCGCGUGAAUCCAAUCAGUCGAGUUCCGUUGAUGGAGAUUUCCAUUACGUAACUACCCAACGACCGCCUGUUGUGGUGACGAGCACUCGGGAACAACACACGACUAUCAUCCGGUUCGACAAUGGGCUGGGAUACGUGGAGUACAACUUCAACAAGCUGCCGUCCAACUUCCUCAAGAGAGUCAACGACGAGAACGUCGCUUUCUACUUCCUCACAGACCGGAAGGAGGGGUUGCUAUGGUUACAGCAGGACAGACACAGGACCAUGCAUCUGAGCAUGCACGACGGCUACUUGCGUUUUGUGAAUGACGAAGACCCGUAUGGCCCACAAUCGACCACUGUCAUACCAUCAGAUGGGCGGCGCCUCAACGACUGGGCGUGGCACCACGUCAACAUCACGAGGCAUGGCAGAGAUAUCACAAUAAACGUGGACAAGCAGCACGAGGCGAGGUACACAUUCCCCCCAGGCAGGAGGAUCCAGUUCCUAGUCCCAGCGGAGGUGUGGCUCGGCGGACAUCCUGAAAUCAGGGACGCCACCAGUAAACUCGUCAACACUGGACUCAACGGAGGGAUUGCCAUGGUGAUUUACACAAGCAGAAGACCAGGGGAGACAACCGAGGUAAACCUAAUUGCUUCAGGAUCACCAAACGUCCACGGGCCUGUACGAUUUGUAAACGGAACGCUCGGCCGAGGCGGCUACUUCACAGACAGACCUCCAAUCAUAAGGACCCGACCUCCAGUCGUCUGGACCCGCCCUCCAAUCAUCACCCUUCCACGAACACCGCCGCCCACCCUUCCUCCGAGAAUCGGCCCGACCCCAGUAACGUUCAGGUCGAACACCGUCUUCAUGCCUCUUCAGAGGAUACGAAUCAACCGAGGAAGCAUCAUCUCGUUGAAGUUCCAGACGAUCAACGACCGAGGCUUGAUGCUGUAUAGCCACGGGCACCAGACCAGACCCGGAGUCUUCAUAGCUCUGGAGAUCUACGACGGACGGAUGUACUUCGUGUACGAUUUGGGAUCGGUGACCAGGAGGAUCCUUCUAUCAGAGCGAGACAUAGCCGAUGGGCUUCAGCAUUCCUUGGAGAUGAGGUUCUACCAGGACUUCAUCAUCCUCAUGCUGGACAACGAGCAACAGAGGAUUAUUUUAUCCCCUCAGGAGAGACUCCCCAUCGAGUUCACGAGUCCUCUCUUCAUAGGAGGCUACAAGACGUACUCCAAUGAUGCCAACGAGCGUGAACGUCUGCCGUGGUACGUCUGGUCGAGGAACGGUUACCAGGGGUGUCUCGAGGACCUGAAGGUGAACCAGGAGCAGAUUAACCUGCAUAAACCGGUCCUCGCCCAGCGGCUCCUGGGCUACGUGGACAGGCAGUGUCUGGCGAUGCCGAGGCAGUGCUCCCUGAACCAGAGGCCCUGUCUGAACGGGAUCUGUCUCGACUCCUGGGACGGCUACACGUGUGACUGUACCGCCACUGGUUUCAGUGGGAGGAACUGUGAAAGACCGGCCCUGUCCGCAGUUCUGGACGGCCACCAGUACGGGUACGUGCCCGUGCGCGUCUUCCAGACCCACGUGAACGACCUGUCGAUGCGCUUCCGGACGCCGCUCAGCAACGCCUUCCUCUUCCACACCUACACCGGCGAGUCUGACGAGUACCUCCAGGCCGUCAUCGACGGGGGAAGGUUAAAGGUCACCACCAAUCUCGGAGGCACUGUAAAGACUUACUACGCUGGCCACUCUCUGAACAACCUGGAAUGGCACACACUGUACGUGCGACGACGUGGUAACCACAUCGAGGUGUGGGUUGAUGAGGAACCUCCACCGAAACCAGGUCAUUUGGACGGUGAGAAUUUCUACUUCGAUAUAGAAAGAAUUUACAUAGGAAGCCUAACCGACUCGGGCAUAACCGUGGAUUCCUCGGGCUUCAACAAUUAUAUCGGAUACAUUCAGAACUUCCACAUCACCGACCUCGACAUCUUAGAGAAACUGCAGAGCACGGGAACACAGACCGUCACCUUCCCCAUCGCACCCCUCCCGCACCUGCCUCGCCUGACCCACAACCCCAUCACCAUCACGUCGGCCUCGACCUUCAUCCAGCUGGAGACUCUGAGAGUUCCCCCUCAGAUGGUUCUGUCCUUCAUGUUCAAGACGAAGGAGUCGAGCGGCGUCAUUUUCUUCAAUGGCGGACGUAACGGAGAGUUCAUCGCCGGAGAGCUUUACAAAGGCUCCUUCCACUUCCUGUUCAACACGAGCGACAGCGCGCCCGCCCUCAGAGUGUACACACCCCAGCCGCUCAACGACAACCGGUGGCACCAGGUGACGAUCAAGCGAGACGCAGACGGCAAGAGUUUCGUCGUCAUCGUUGACGGCCACACGUCCAUCCUGCGGAGCGACGCCAAGGACGCCACCCUCGACCUGCAGGGGCCGCUGUACAUCGGCGGGCUCCCACAACGCAUGUACGAAGAGGGGACAGUCCAGAAUGCAUUGCUGUCCAAGUCCGGCUUCAAGGGAUGCAUGGCGUCUGUUCAUCUGAGUGGAGGUGUGCCCGAUCUUCUGAAGUAUUCAAGGAAGAAUAGCUUCGUCGUCUCAGGAUGUAACGACAUCGUGGCGGUGUGUGCGAUCGACUCGUGUAAGAACAACGGUAUAUGUAUCCCGUCAGGCCUCGGCUACUACUGUGACUGUAACAUGACGUCAUUCGUCGGUACCAGCUGCACGGAACAGGCGGUCGGAUUCCGAUUUAAAGAACAUAACGAAAACGGCUUGCUCGUCUACACCUUCCCGAAUCUCCUCAGGCCGGACAGAAGUUCUGACGACAUCUCGUUCGGCUUUAUGACGUAUGACAAGAACGGAGUGCUCAUGCGCAUACAGAGCGCCUACCUCGACGACUUCAUUGAGCUGAAACUGGUGGAUGGUUACGUUGUAGCUGAGUACAAAACGGAUUCAACCCAGAAGACUUACAAACUAAUGCAGUCCGGCCGGAAGUUCAACGACGGCAAAUAUCACGUGGUUCGCUUUCUCCGAAACAGCGGCAAUGCAACUCUCAAUGUGGACUCGUAUGGAAGCGUCGUGAAAAUCCAUUCAGGUCGUCACGACAUAUUCGACAAACAAGGAAGCAUCUAUGUUGGAGGUGACCUCGUUGAUCGAAGUGGGGGCGUGGCUAUAGGAGAAUCCAGUAUUGUUAGAUCUUUCAAUGGAAUCAUUGCAGGGAUGUAUUUGAACGGACUGAGGGUUCUGGAUAAAGCGAAGUUCAAAGAAAACACGCUGUGGUGGUAUGACGUAGCCGUUGCCCCGCCCCCUUUCAGUCUGACACCUGGCGUUAUCAUCCCGACACAACCGAUUUGGUUCACUACAGCUAAACCUCCUGUGGUAGUACCGCCCAUAGGCGGGGUCAUACCUGUCGUGCCCCCAGACGUGGGUGGGGGCGGCGUAGGAUGGGUGAGGACCGAUAGCGGAAUAGCUGUUGGCACCUACCCGGACAAGGCCGGCGGAACCGGAGUUAUCGUUCCUGGCCACCUUCCCCUGCAGGCUGCCGCUCUGUCCGCCCCGCCCCCACUUCCGGCUCACGGGCCACGCGCCGGCGCUGUCAUGGGAACCAUACUGGGCAUCAUGGCUCUGCUGAGCAGCUUGAUGUGGGCGUUCUACAGGUGCAAGCCUGGCUGGUGCGCAUGUCUGAAACCGCCCCCACCGGCUGGAGGCGUGUCCGUCAUCUCUCCGCCCAGAGCAGGCACGAAUCUAGCAGCGUUCCAAGCUGCCAAAGGAGCAGGAGCUGGAGGGGCCGGAGCUGGAGCAGGAAUGGGAGGAGGUUCGGCAUCGGCGGCAGGAGCCGGAGCCGGAGCAGGAGGAGGAGGAUCCAGCAGCUCGUACUUCUUCUCGGAACAGUCCAAGUCCGCGGCAGGAGGGGGAGGUGGUGCGAUGGCUGGCGGUGGUGGUGCUGGUUACGACUCUUCGACUCUCAGAGCUACUGGAACAUUCACGAACGCUGGAACGUCCAUAGGAACCCCGAAACCGUCUCGCGCUCAUCUGGGAUCGACUGCCUCUGGAACCAGCGGCUACUCGUACCAACAGAACACCAUGAGGUCCGUCGUGGACGGGUCAGUCUUCACACCGGGACCAGCGUCAGUUCAGAGUUACCAUUACGAGAGGGGCGGUGAUGCUGACUACGAUCUGGCGACAGGCAGCGGAGGAGGUGCCAACUACCAGAGCAACACUCUCAGCGCAGGAGGAGGGGGAGGUACUCUAGGAGGGGGAGGUACUCUAGGAGGGGGAGGUACUCUAGGAGGGGGAGGCUAUUCCUCGUCCACGAUGGCGUCGUCUUAUAACUACCAGGUGCAAACGAUCAGGACGGUGACGGGCCAGGAGCAGAUGGUGGGGUACGCCGCCUCGCCGCAUUUUACCGCCUUCACGCCCGGGGCCAUGGGGGAGGAGGUGAGGGUCGACUGCUGUUUGAUGACCACGGAUGGGAAGAGUGUAGUCACCGGGUCCAGUCUGGGACCACCACAAGUCUGGGAUAUGCAGAAUGGUGAAUUAUUGAGAAUAAUGAAAGGGGAUCAAGUUGGCUCGACCAAUUUACAUUUAGCCUGUAACGACCGGUUAUUGGUGGGCGCCGUGAACGCUGACCUCGAGGUCAACCAAUACUCACACAGCAAGGGAGUCACCAACAGAAUGUUACAGAUCUGGGACUUCACAACAGGCAAGCCGCUGGAGAUGGCUGAACACGAGUACUGCUCGGCUCUGUGCGUCAUGACCGACGGCGACAAGGUGGUCUUCGGCAAGACCGACAAGUACGGCAACGGCACCGGCGUCGUCGUGUGGGACCUCCUCGGCAACCAGCCCAUCAAAGAGAUGCGCUACGACGCGCCCAUCGGUAACAACGACUACAUCAGCUACCUGAACCUGUCUCAGAACGACCGCUACGUCCUCGCCGGCUUCAAUAACACCUUCGACAACCACGCCGAGUUCGUCAUCUUCGACAUGACCCUCACCAGCUACAACGUCAUGGAGCCGAGUUUCAGACGUCUGGACGCUAAUGCCGAGUGUACCGCCGUCUUGCCCCGAGACGAGGCCAUCACGGGACUGCGCAAUGGAGAUCUGGUCGUGUGGAGUCUGCGCACCGGCGAGGCCAGCCGACAGCUGGUUUCCGGCGCCAGCUCGCACGCGCACAGCAAAGAGGUGAAGGCCGUGGCGAUGUCGGAGGACAACCGGUUCCUGGUGUCGGCCGGUGCGGACGGACUGCUCAAGGUGUGGGACAUGAACACGGAGAGACAGAUGCACACACUGGCCGGACACACGGACGAGGUUUGGUGUGUAGCCAUAUCACCCGACAGCGAGAUCAUCGUGUCCGGAUCACGCGACGGGACCAUCCGACUGUGGCGCCUGCGUAAUGGAAGCGAAAUCUGCUCGUUUGGAACCGGCGUGGAUGUGUUCUACAUCACGAUGAGCAAGGACAAAGGAACCAUCGUUGCCCUGGGAGACAAGUUUGGAGCCCGCAAACUGAUCAUGCUGCAAGUUGUCCGAACCAAGAUCCGUCGACAAGUCAGCUCGUAGUCUCCCUUUGGUGAAGCAAGUUGUCUCCCAUUGGCGAAACGAAUUGUCUCCCUUUGGUGAAACGAGUUGUCUCCCUUGGGUGAAGCGAGUUGUCUCCCUUUGGUGAAGUUGUCUCCCUUUGGUGAUCAAGUUGUCUCCCUCUGGUGAAACGAGUUGUCUCCCUUUGGGGUAACGAGUUGUCUGCCUUUGGAUUGUAAUACUGCAAAACGAAAUAGCUCUGAAACGUUAACUAUAUCUAUGUCUAUGUUAUGGCACGUGCAAUUAAUUUAUUAACAAAAUUGUUAUUGCUUUAUUUUUGGUGUAUUUUGUACCAGAUAUAUUUAACUGAUGGACUGAAAAGGGACAACGACUGGUCACUACUCGUGUAACAGUUGAGAAAGGCUGCAUGUGUCAUGUAUAAUUGAUAUUAGGACAUGUUUUACUGUUUGGCCAUCAUGUCUGUUUUCAACAAAGAAAACAAUUGUUGGACUGUAAGUCCUGUUAUAUUAAUCACACAAUAAAUUGAGUGAAUUCAUUUCUUUUAAACAUGAGCUUGACUGUUAUGAAAACAACAAAGAAAAUUUAAAAGUAUAACUAUAUCGAGAAAGAACUUCGAGUAGAUUACUUUGAAAUCGCCUGUUUUCUUGGGGGUCUAAUUUUCGUGUAAUUGGUGGACGGGUCAGUUAACAACACUACGAAAAUAUAGUGCAUGUAUAUAUGUAUAUAGAUACCGCCUUUUCGAUCCUUGAAUUUAAGUACCCAACGGAAUGUGUAUUUUAUCAAGACCACGAAAUUUUAAAUCCACGAUUAUAUAGGAUUUCAUUGUAUCUUAAUUAUUUAAAUGACUUUCAAUUUUGUCUGAUCAACAGUUAACAAGACAUCGUUGGAUUGGCAUGCGGUUAGACGACAUCACUGCCUUAAGUUUUUUAUGGUGCCAAUGAGUAAAAUUGUAAAUGUGAAAUUAGAAUGAAAUAUUCUUUAUUAGAAAUAAAUUCUAUAUGUCGAGCAUGAAGCAAAUAAGGGAAGCAACUCUUGAUGGCCUGCUUCCCAUUUUAUUGGUAUGUUAAUUUUAAAGUUGCAGUCUCUUUUUACCACAUCAUAAUAUCAUUCAUUGUUGCAAAAUAAAAAUGCAAUGCGAGUUUUCGUUAACUCACAACUCACAAGCUUCCUUCCACAUGUUAUAACACCAUUCGCCAGUGCAUAUGUAGAAUGUCAGGUUACAACGGUUUGAUAUCGUGGUUAUUUGGCAAGGUUUAGAUAACGGUGUAACAGGUUACAACGGUUUGAUAUCGUGGUUAUUUGGCAAGGUUUAGAUAACGGUGUAACAGGUUACAACGGUUUGAUAUCGUGGUUAUUUGGCAAGGUUUAGAUAACGGUGUAACAGGCGAGCUUCAUGGGCUAUCAGGUCACAGCAAGCAUGGUUGCGUGAUUAAAUGGUUAUCGUCAUUGGCCUUGAAAUAACAACAAAAAGGUCAUGGUUUAAACAUUAAAACAAAAACCAGUGGUAUAACACUAUUGGUGUAAUGUAAUUAAUGUGGAAGAUUUAUUCUGAUUGGUUAAAUAAUGAAAGACAAUUCUCGAGACUGCAGCUUUAAUACGUUUUGACUCGUUAUAAAAUAUUCGACUUGAUAUCUCAAUUUUAAUGUAGUUUUAGUAGAGUAUUCCUUACAUCCUCUAUGCUCUUGCCACAUAAUAUUACAUAUUACAUAUUUAUAUCGAGCAAAAGCAUUUAUCGACUUUUUGUUUUUAUUUAUAUAUACCACAUUAUCAAUGUGUUGAUAUUCUUCGUAUAGGUGCUUUCUGACAAUACGACUUGCAGUAACGAUUUGUAGUAUGAGAUUUGUAACCUGGACAUUGGUAGUGAACAGAGAUUAGUAUGAUUAUAAACAUUUCGUCUGUCGUACAAAAUGAUCUCGUAUAUAAAUUAUGCACUGACAAAUUAAAAAAAAGAAGAGUUUUUGUUUAACAACACUGACAAAUACUGACACAUUAAAAAUUGAUUUGGUUUUGUCUUAUUACCUCCAGAUACAUUAUAUUAGUGUAUUGGCGGUUGAAGUACAUUACUGAGUGGUGCAAGAAUUGGAGAAACUACAUUUAAAAUCAUAUCUCUGUACAGUUGUGCAAGUGAUGUUUGGACAAUUACAAAUACAACACACUUUAAUAGUUUUGAGUCUCUCAUAACUAAAAUCAUUUUAUGAUUCACAUGUCCUGACAAUGUCACUGUUCUAUAAAUGGUUAUUAAAAGUCGCACCAUUGGAACGCACCUUUAUGUUUCAUUUUAUGUGCUUUAAGAUACUAAACCACGUAGUAAACUCGGUUGUUUGGUGUAAUAGAUUAUAAUAACUGAAUUAUUUCAUUAUGGUUUUUGUAUGUUGUAAUGUAGUUUUUAAUCCACUGGUAAAAUUGUCAUCAAUCACAUUGAUAUCUUUACAGACAAUUUUGUUUAUGGAUAACACCGAUAAAAGUGCCUAAUACUCUUUGUAAUCAUUUGUGAGGCGUCGUGCCAUUCAGGUAUACCUAACAUUUAGACAUAUUUUGUAACAAAAGUUUGUCGCUUAUUGUAAAACUGAGAAUUACAGACAGAUUGUGUCCAAUUGUUUGACCUAUCCGGUGCUAUAGAUGUUAUUAAAGACAAAUGCUUAUAAAACUUUAGACCUAUAUGGUCCGACCUCAAAGCAGGUAACGGCGCCCCCUUUGAUCUAGAACAAAUGACGUUGCUAUGACAUUAUAUCCUGGGCUUGAGGUUUAAACUUCAGUGUUAUAAGCUCAGGAAAUGUUUUGCAUGGUGGCAAGAAAUCUACUACCUUAAAAUGUUAACCAUGGCAUUAAUAAGAUAACUAUGAAAUAUAAAAAUAAUUACCCGAAACCAUAAAAUUGUGUAAAAUAUCAACUACCCAAACACGUAACCAGUUUUGUCGUAUGCAUAAUAUUAUUAUAGUUUAUAAAAUAUAAAUAUAACGACCAAUCAUAAUGGGACGUUACAUUUUACGCGUGUUAACCGGAAGUCGUAUUUGAAUCUCAAAUAUGCUCACGAUGCAUGGUGGUGUAUUCCGCGGAGGAUGUACUCCUCCGCUGUUGUAUUUUGUGAUACGAUUAUUUUAUAGUUGUGGUGCUAUUAUUACUAAGACUUUCUGUUGUACCCUCCUGUCCAAUAUCCACCUCCGUCCCCGCCAGACGUUGUACCUUAACCUUGUGGCUGAACCUCGAAAGGAUAUAGACACGUUAAUACAUACAGUUUAACCCUAAGCCUCGACAGACGUUAGAAAAAUAGUUCCAAAAACAUUCAUAUUAAAAUAUCACUUCUUAGGGAAUCUUGGGAAGGCGGAAUAAUUUCCGAACAUGAAAUUAGUUAUAGCCAGCCUUUCGUCGUUAUAUUUAUUUAAAGACAGGUUUAUCAAUUUGGCAAAUAUCUUAAAUUAAAAAAAAACCCAAAAAACCCCAAACACUUUUGACAUUGAAAGUGAAAUCAUUUAAAUGCAUACAUCAUUUGUCAGUAUAAGUAACCGGAGAUUUUCAAUUUAAAAUUAAAUGCGUCACUGUAACGUCAUUGCGUGUAGAUUGGUGGUUAAAGUACAAUGUUGUACUAGUACCAAAUUGCUAAACUGUUUUGUCUCAGUAUAAUACGGCAUAUUUUAUUAAUAUAUUAUGGAAAGUAAGUGAUGGUUCAUUAAAAAGGAGGUGGGGAUGGAACAAAAGAAAGUCUACCCCUAUUUAACUAUACGUACACUGUGCCAAUAGAUCGCUAGUGCUUUUAGCUAUUUUGUUCAGUAGAGUUCGCUAACAUAGACGGUGAAGCUACUGGCUACGUCAUAUAUACGUAAUUGUAACUACGCCAUAAAUAUUACCAAAUUGAGCGUUGCUAUUUAAUUAUUUUAUAAUACAUUUUGUUUUUUAGAAGAAAAAAACAGAAGAGUUUUAUCAAAUUUAAAUGUCAUUGCCACGACAUUGUGUCUACGUCAAUAGCUUUAUCUUUGGAAUUGGUCACUUCCUGCUGAAAGUGAUAGCCACGACAUAUUACAAUAUACCAUAUGAGAUAUUUAAAAUAUUUCACGUAUUACGUAUUGUGGUAUAAAAUCAAAAUAGUAAAUACUAAUUUUCUAAGCUAAGUCAAAUCAUGAUGUCCAAAGGAACCUUUGUCAAAACAUGUCCGACGCUAUAUAACCGUAAUUAAAAUUAGUUCCUUCUUUUUGUCAAAACACAAUUUUAAAAAGUUUUGUUGAUAAAGAUGCAAGUUCACAGGCUCCUCUUACGAGGCCCAGUUAAACGAAUACAACGCAUACUAAAGAAAACAACAGAGUGGCUUUAAACCUAUUUGAACAGCCAUAUUUGCGUAAUCAGUUUCUAAAUAGGUCUAAUAUGACGUAGUCAGUAGCCUAACGGGUUUUCCUGUUUUUGAUUAUGUUUUUCUUAAAAAAACCUACAAUAACGCCCCAUAAGUUGUUACCUUAUUUUAUUUACAUCUAGUUUACAGGAAAUAUUGAUAUAUAGUUUGUCUUCCACUGUACACUGUCACUUUAUUUACCUGUUUAUGUAAUAAUAUUUUAGAUAUUUUGUAUGAAUAAAAUGCAAGGCUUGUUUGUAUUA